AUGUGCACCAACAUAGUCUAUGAGUGGCUGAAGACCCUGCAGCUUUCCCAGUACGCGGAGUCCUUCGUAGAUAAUGGCUAUGAUGACCUGGAGGUUUGCAAGCAAAUAGGGGACCCGGACCUGGAUGCCAUUGGGGUGUUAGUGCCCCACCACAGGCGCCGAAUUCUUGAAGCAGUGAUGAGGUUGAAAGAGGAGGAUGAGACCGCUGCUGGUCUCUAUUUCACCUUGGAGCCUCAGCAGCAGCAGGGCUCGCCCUCUCCCUCCCCAGAGAUCUACACUAGCCACCUGGUGGAGCAGUAUGAGGCUAAGGCUUGGAGGGAGCCUAGCCCUCGCCAUCGUCAGGGGAACCAGGGGACCCCCAGGAGCCAGAAACUUGGACCCCGCAGCAGGGAGCUGAUGAUUUACCCAAAACUGAAACUGAAAAUCAUGAUUAGGGAUAAACUCAUCCGGGAUGGGAUCAACCUGAGCAAGCCCCCUUACUCCAACAAGGUGAAGUAUGUAUCUGCACAUCAGUAG
This is a messenger RNA of Terrapene triunguis (Three-toed box turtle), 516 nucleotides long. It is a transcript of the gene SAMD5, whose product is annotated as sterile alpha motif domain containing 5. Lineage: Eukaryota; Metazoa; Chordata; Testudines; Emydidae. The transcript has 2 exons. Bases 1 to 516 code for a protein of 171 amino acids. The record is from RefSeq and is a predicted model, not a curated record. Gene Ontology annotation, molecular function: protein binding.